AUGAGUAAGCACGAGGUCAUCGGAAUGACUGAGACGAGACUACGCCAUCAACUGAACGCCGUAUAUGAAACUGGGGAAGAACUGCUCUCGGGAACAUACGACACCGAGGAAAGGCGAGCACACAAAAGCCGUCACACACAUAUUUUUGGUGCAUCGGCCAAACUGCAAAUCGAAGGAGGACACAACAGAGGACAGAAUCAAAGGAGGAUCAGGACUUGCCGAAGAUUCACGUUUACUAGCCCUUCACAAUGUCUUCAACUCUUAAAGGAAAACAAGCAUGGCUUACUAGACAGGGAACUCAGCUCGGCAGCACAAUCUCAAAAAUCGAAGAGUUCCUCGAAACCGCCGAAACUCUCCCCGCCGCGGAGGCAAAUAAAAGCAGAUCUCACGGAGGAACACCGAAAAACGACCAUGUCCAAUAUUACAACCGCACAGGACACCAUCAUUAGGGCUCAGAAUCUUUUAAUAACACUUAGCUUAUGCCUUGAAGACCACGAAGAGGGUAAACUUCGCGAAGAAGAAGCCGACAAUAAAGCACUACCGCGAAUUCCUCCGCUUCAAAUCCCCAAAUUCAGAGGGAAUCCCUGGGAAUGGGACCAGUUUUGGGGAACUUUCAACGCUACCAUUCACGACAGAAAAAUCAGCAAAAUUGAGAAGUUCACACACUUUCUCGAAGCGUUACAGGGACUUGCGAGAGACACAGUCCAGGACCUACAGAUCACCGCAGAAAACUACGACGUCGCAGUAGACAUAUUGAAACGUCGCUACGGAAACGAAGAGGCUAUCGUAGGAAAAGUGGAUCUACUCGUAGCACAGGCUAGGACAUGGAAUCAUCGAAAGUCAGAGUUCGAAGAAGUAUACAUGAUCCUGGACACAGGAGCAGAUCGGUCUUUUAUCUCCGCAACCUAUACAGAGCAGCUCGGGUUAGAUGAAACUGGAACCUCGCAGUUAAAGAUCCGUACACUUGGAAGCGAUACUCCAAUCGAGAAAUGCUGUACUACGACAUGUAUCCUAAUUGAGGACAGAAGAGGAAUCCGACAUAACAUCACGGUUGCCAUGGUCGACUUCAUUUCAGGAGAACUCCAAAGGACUCCACUUGACGAAGCAGACUGCAACUAUCUUUCACAACACGACAUCAGCCUAUCAAUUCCCAAUCGUAUCCGAACGGUGGCCCCACAAAUCCUCAUUGGAUGCGGAGACCUCUUUGACCUUUUCGAUGACGGAUUCGCCAGUACUCACGAACUUCCAUCAGGACUCAAAGCUCUCCACUCAAAGAUUGAACAUCUUGUAACUGGCCGUAAUCGAAACACAACGGAAGAACUCGGUACGCAAGUAAAUAACCUAUGUACAGUUCAGAGCGAGGAUCUUAACGAUGAACUCAAACAGAACCAGAAGAUCUGGAGUCAGUUCCGCGAAACCGCACAGUACUCCGACAAUAAAUACUUCGUCCGACUUCCUUGGAAAGGUCCAACAGACGAUCUUCCUGAUAACCAGGAAGUCGACGAGAACAGAGAACCGGAUGGACCAGUGAUUAACCAGCUAGUGGUGACACCCCAUAAAGAUACCACAAAACAGCGAGUAGUCUUCGACGGGUCCGCGCAUUACAAAAAUGCCCCGUGCCUGAAUGACAAGUUGCAUCAACGCCCAGUAAUCCUGCCAUCACUCGUCGACAUAUUGAACAGAUUCCGUAUAGGAAAUAUCGCAAUUGUCAGUGACGUCGAGAAAGCUUUCUUACAAGUCCAUCUCCAAGCGAUCGAUAGAGACGCAACCCGCUGUCUAUGGGUCAAGGACAUCGACAAACCACUCAACAGAGCCAACAUAGUUACCUACCGAUUUACACGAGUCACGUUCGGGCUAAACUGCUCACCGUUCCUAUUAGGAGCAACCAUAAAGCAACACUUGGGACGCACACAUAAUUUUGGUGAUCGCGAAAUUGCCAACUGCAUUCAAGACAAUGUUUACGUGGACAACGUUAUUUUCACAGCUGACACAUCACAAAAUGCAAUCGAUCGAUGUCUCCGCGCAAGACAACUCUUUGCAGAGAUAAACAUGAACCUAAAAGAGUCCCCUACAAACUCCACAGAAGUCAAUCAGACGCUUCCAGAAGGAUGUCUAGGAGCCAACCCCAAUCCCAAAGUCCUCGGAAUUCAAUGGCUCUCAGAGGACGACAUGAUGAAAAUCACCUGCCGAUUCUGGGAGAAGGCAGCAAUCACAAAACGCACAGUCUCGGAGCAAGUUGCAGCGGUAUAUGACCCACUUGGAUGGCUCACUCCCUUAAUGCUCAAGCCAAAGCUCUUCCUACAAGGACUUUGGAAGCAUAAGUAUGCAUGGGAUCAAAAGCUAACAGAAGAGCACAGGGAUCAAUGGAUUGCCAUUAUCGCAACAGCCCAAAACUUCGGAAAAUGUCUACCCAGGAAAGUCAGCGACGGAUCAAGGUCGUCACCAGCAGAAGUCGUCGCCUUUACAGAUGCCAGCAAAAGCGCAAUGGCUACAUGCGUCUAUCUUGUUCAGAACCACAAGGCAAUCUUACUUAUGGCAAAGUCGAAACUGCCCUCACUCAAAACUAAAUCAACCAUACCAAAACUGGAAGUGAAUGCGCUCACCAUGGGUACACGCCUAGCCAAUUCGACGUACCAAGCGAUGAGAGAUCGGCUUAACGUUACGGAAAUAACGAUCUUUACGGACUCGGAAAUCGCCUUGAGCUGGCUUCGAAACCCACAGCUGAGCACAAACGGGAGAUUACUUGCACGCAAUCGAUCACAGGAAAUUCGGAAAAUCGCUGAGCAGCUCCGUCAGGUCAACGUUACAGUCAAAUUCGGAUAA
This is a messenger RNA of Necator americanus (New World hookworm), 2823 nucleotides long. RefSeq lists its product as uncharacterized. The transcript is spliced from 7 exons. The record is from RefSeq and is a predicted model, not a curated record. Lineage: Eukaryota; Metazoa; Nematoda; Chromadorea; Rhabditida; Ancylostomatidae. Gene Ontology annotation, molecular function: nucleic acid binding. The coding region runs from base 1 to 2823 and encodes 940 amino acids.